AGAAGCGAAGCAUAAACCCUUUUUUCUCUCUCCACCUCUUCGUGCUCUGCAAAAACCCUAGAAAUACUACCCCUUCCGCUUCUGCAUUGCAGAGAUAUAGAGAUUCUGUGUGUUCGUGAAGCGAGUAAAACCGGAGAACUUCACCGGCUAACACUACAUACAUCCAGUUUGUAGGUUCGAGUUUGAUCAGCAAAUGGAGGGUGCAGCAGCGGCUGUCGGUCAACAAUCUGUCUCUGCUCAAGUUGUUGGAAAUGCUUUUGUGCAGCAGUAUUAUCAUAUACUGCACCAUUCUCCUGGGCUGGUUUUUAGGUUUUAUCAAGAUAUAAGCAAACUUGGACGACCUGAAGAUGAUGGCUCAAUGAGCAUCACGACUACCAUGCAAGCAAUCAAUGAUAAGAUACUCUCACUAAACUAUGGGGACUUCAGAGCGGAGAUUAAGUCCGUUGAUUCACAAGAAUCCUUUAAUGGGGGAGUGCAUGUCCUUGUGACUGGAUAUUUGACGGGGAACGACAACUUGAUGCAGAAUUUCUCCCAAACUUUCUUCCUAGCACCACAAGACCGAGGAUACUUUGUUCUGAAUGACAUGUUUCGAUAUGUAGAGAGUGUCAAUCAACAUGAACCCACUCAGGUCCCGGAAACUGAUGUGGUGGCUCCUGUGACUCCUGAAGAUGUGGUGGCUCCUGUGACUCCCGAACAAACUUCCCCUCCAGUGCAGCAGAAUCACAUUUCCGAGCAGAGCACACCAUCAGUGGAGGAAGCUAAUGAGGGAGAAGUUUACAACCCACCUGAGAAUGGUGAUGUGCCUGUUGAAGAGGAAGUUCCUGUCGCCGAGAUCGUUGAUGAAAUGCAAGACAACUCUCAAAUGGUAGUUGAGUCUAACAUCAAAAGUGAAGAUGCUCCUAAGAAGUCAUAUGCUUCAAUUGUCAUGCAUCUCAAGGAAAGUGCUGCUAGUUUCUCCCAUCCUCCAGCACUGGCUUCUCUGAAGCCCAUGGCAAGGAGUGUUGAGCAAGUGAAUCAACCUCCUAUAACAUCAACUGAUCGCCCAUCUUCCAGCUCAAAUUCUGUUGAUAAUGCAAAUAACCAAGAGGGAGAAGCCACUGAUGGCUAUUCAAUAUACAUUAGAGGCCUGCCUCCGACUGCGUCUGUGUCCCUACUGGCUGAUGAGUUCAAGAGGUUUGGGCCUAUCAAGAAUGGAGGCAUUCAAGUAAAAAAUAACCGAGUAUUGCUACAAGGGUUUUCUUAUGGUUUUGUGGAAUUUGAGGAGGCAAGUGCUCUGCAGAAAGCUAUUGAGGCAUCUCCAAUUUUAAUUGGUGGACGUCAAGCUGUUGUUGAGGAGAAGAAGUCUACCAAUUCUCGAGGUAACUUUAGAGGUAGAUUUCCAUCUGGAGGGGGUUCUGGUUACAGGAACUAUGGAGUAAGAGGUCGAGGAAACUAUGGAGGUGGCAGGGGUUAUGCGCGAGAUGAUUUUGGUGAAAGAACUGAGUUCAACAACAGAGGUGGACACCGCAGAUGGUCAUCUAAUCGUGGGGGUGAUGGAUACCAAUCAUACCAUCGAACUGAUAACCCAGGUGGUUAUGUUGUGCGAACGAAUCGUGGUGGAGGGAUGCUUAAUGGAACUGCCAAACACAUGACACCACAGGGUGUUGCUGCACCUGCAAUGUAGUAGCUUCGGUCUAUAUGAGAGCUGAUUUUAGUAGAUUCGUCGUUGCAUUGGCAUUCCUAACAGUUGACGUCCCAGGUAGAAGAAAGUUUUGUCAAGAGCUAUUAGAUUUUUGUAAGAGCUCACUUCGCUAACUAUCAAUUCCCUAACAUUCCCUUUAAUUGGUAUAGGUGGGGUAGGAAUUGACUUUUAAGUAGCUUUUGGCUAUGCAGUAAAUAGAGUAUCUAAGUCCCCAUGAAGAGAGUAUCCAGUCCUUUUUGCUCAUUGUAUGAGUUGAUCAUUUUUACUUUAAAGGUUGUUUUUGUGGCAAUUGUGGAAAUGAGUUUAUAUUUAGCCAUUCUCUCGUGGAUUCUAUUAUCAGCUGUCGGCAGAGGAUACUGUUUUUAGUUUUUUCCAUCUGUACAUGUUCCUUUUUACAUACUUGAAUUGUGAUUGAUUUUGUGAAUGUAAACAUUGGUCCCUUCAGAAA
Messenger RNA from Solanum dulcamara, 2129 nucleotides. Its product is annotated as nuclear transport factor 2-like. NCBI's taxonomy places the organism in Eukaryota, Viridiplantae, Streptophyta, Magnoliopsida, Solanales, Solanaceae. The transcript has 10 exons. Gene Ontology annotation, molecular function: mRNA binding. The record is from RefSeq and is a predicted model, not a curated record. Bases 194 to 1663 code for a protein of 489 amino acids. Gene Ontology annotation, cellular component: ribonucleoprotein complex; cytosol.